Molecule: messenger RNA, 705 nt
Organism: Bactrocera latifrons
Lineage: Eukaryota; Metazoa; Arthropoda; Insecta; Diptera; Tephritidae
Product: leucine-rich repeat extensin-like protein 3
Exons: 3
Coding region: 1-705 (234 amino acids)
Source: RefSeq, a predicted model, not a curated record
AUGAAUGAAGUACGUACGCAGUUAUUGCUCUGCCAUGAUGUGUUGUGUGCGGUUAAACGUCGUAAGCGUAGCAUUUACGGACUAGACUCUAAUGGUCCCUACCUACCCGCGCCCUUUGGACCAGUACCAUUUGCACCUUUCGGUUUGGGUUCACCGUUCGCACAACCACCAUUUGCUUUGCCCUAUAGUCCUUAUGCUCCGCCGCCAUAUGCUGCGCCGCGUGCCUAUCCCUUCCUGCACGGCUAUCCUUCCUAUCCUUAUCACAAUCCAAUUUUCGCACCGCCACCUCCGCCGCUGCCACUGCCAUUUCCUCCGCCUAUUGUAGCGCCUGCCGCACCAGUGGGUCCACCGCCAGCGCCGAUUAUUGUGCCGGCUAAGACAGCCGCCGCACUGAGUAUUGCUUCGAUUAUUCACGCAUUCAUCGCGCGAAAAUUCUAUCCGCCCGUAUUGCCGGUACCCAUUGCUAGACCAGUGCCAUACCCGGUGCCUGAGAGAUCUCCUUUAUCUCCAACUUUUCCACGUUAUGGCCCUGUAACGAUGCUGAAACCGAUACCGGCUGAUGCUCAAACUGUUAGAAAUCGAACGGAGAGCUCGUGUAUGCACAAUAUUCCGGAAAUAACAKACGAAAAUCCUAUUUUCCGAGCGGCAACAACAGCUUCUACCGAAGCACCUUGGCAACCUACAGUGAUUCCCAUAAAUGAGUAG